Betta splendens (Siamese fighting fish) is the source of this 1264-nucleotide messenger RNA. RefSeq names its product ras-related protein Rab-27B-like. The transcript has 6 exons. NCBI's taxonomy places the organism in Eukaryota, Metazoa, Chordata, Actinopteri, Anabantiformes, Osphronemidae. Gene Ontology annotation, molecular function: GTPase activity; GTP binding. Gene Ontology annotation, cellular component: melanosome; secretory granule. Gene Ontology annotation, biological process: melanosome transport; positive regulation of exocytosis. The record is from RefSeq and is a predicted model, not a curated record. Bases 174 to 830 code for a protein of 218 amino acids.
GGAUGAAGCUCCUCCCUGGAUCACAUGCAGGAAGGGGGAAAGGUUCAGGAUUCACUACAUGCCAUCACACCACCAGAGUAUUUGGUUGAAUUAGAGCGAGUGAAUGAUUGCUGGCCUUUACUUCUGAUGUGGCAUCCUGUUGAUGCCAGGGCUCCUUUUGUCUCAGCGUCACGAUGGCCGACUGGGACUAUGACUAUCUGAUCAAGCUGCUGGCCCUGGGCGACUCCGGGGUUGGAAAGACCACCUUCCUCUACCGGUACACCGACAACAAGUUCAACCGCAAGUUCACCACCACAGUGGGCAUCGACUUCAGGGAAAAGCGCGUGAUGUACACAGGCACGGGUGCCGAUGGGGAAAGUGAGAAGAAUUUCAGAGUCCACCUGCAGCUCUGGGACACAGCAGGACAAGAGAGGUUUCGCAGCCUCACCACAGCUUUCUUCAGAGAUGCCAUGGGAUUCCUGCUGAUGUUCGACUUGACCAGUCAGCAAAGCUUCCUCAACAUCAGGAACUGGAUGAGUCAGCUACAGGCCAACGCAUACUGUGAUAGCCCUGAUGUGGUGCUGGUGGGCACCAAGGCGGACCUCCGAGACGCGAGGGAUGUUCACACCAGGCAGGCCAGAGAUCUGGCAGAAAGAUAUGGCGUGCCCUACUUCGAGACGAGCGCUCUGACGGGCGUUGACGUGGACCGGGCAGUGAGCACCCUGUUGGACCUGGUCAUGAAGAGGAUGGAGCAGAGCACACACGGGGGCCACGGCUCUGAGUCCAACGGCAGCCCCAUCGCCAGCCACGAGGUAGAGGAGGCUCCAGUCAGACGGAGGUGUGCCUGCUGAUGGAGCCACCACCUGCAGCGACGUUAGCUGAGGCAGCAUGCAAAAUAAACACAAGAUCUUUACUUGAUAAACAGAAAUGUAGGCCAGUAGGACUCUGGCUUGUGUUGGUGUUUUUUAUUUAACUGUGCGUCAUUUAGUGAAAAAGAGAAGCAAGAAGUUAAAUACAGGACUUGUAAGUGUCAAACGUUUUAAUAUUUAGUCUUUUCUGGCCUCUCAGUCAGAAUGUGUCAAAAUGUUAAAUCCCUUUUUCAAUAUGAAGCUUGUGGAGUCAUGUUGUAGUACUUUUAAAUGUGUUGCUGAUGUCUGUUCAAGUUUUUACCCAUAUCUAAGCAAAACAUGUGUUUUUCUUUGAUCAUUUGUGCUUUAAUUCAUUGAUUAUAUCAUUGUAAAUAUCGGUUUACUGUAUAUUGAAAGAAUGAGGUAAAUAAGUUAGU